Symphalangus syndactylus (siamang) is the source of this 2282-nucleotide messenger RNA. RefSeq names its product zDHHC palmitoyltransferase 14 (gene ZDHHC14). Lineage: Eukaryota; Metazoa; Chordata; Mammalia; Primates; Hylobatidae. Gene Ontology annotation, cellular component: endoplasmic reticulum; Golgi apparatus. Gene Ontology annotation, molecular function: protein-cysteine S-palmitoyltransferase activity. Gene Ontology annotation, biological process: peptidyl-L-cysteine S-palmitoylation; protein targeting to membrane. The record is from RefSeq and is a predicted model, not a curated record.
AUGCCUCCCGGCGGCGGCGGGCCCAUGAAAGACUGCGAGUACAGCCAGAUCAGCACCCACAGCUCCUCCCCCAUGGAGUCGCCCCACAAGAAGAAGAAAAUCGCGGCCCGGAGGAAAUGGGAGGUGUUCCCGGGAAGAAACAAGUUCUUCUGCAACGGGAGGAUCAUGAUGGCCCGGCAGACGGGCGUCUUCUACCUGACGCUCGUCCUCAUCCUGGUCACUAGCGGACUCUUCUUCGCCUUCGACUGUCCCUACCUGGCGGUGAAAAUUACCCCUGCCAUCCCUGCAGUCGCUGGCAUCCUGUUCUUCUUUGUGAUGGGGACCCUGCUCCGCACCAGCUUCAGCGACCCUGGAGUCCUCCCACGAGCCACGCCUGAUGAAGCCGCCGAUCUGGAAAGGCAAAUAGAUAUCGCAAACGGCACCAGUUCAGGGGGGUACCGCCCGCCUCCCAGAACCAAAGAAGUCAUCAUCAAUGGCCAGACCGUGAAACUUAAAUACUGUUUCACCUGCAAGAUUUUCCGGCCCCCUCGCGCCUCCCAUUGCAGCCUUUGUGAUAACUGCGUAGAACGGUUUGAUCACCACUGUCCCUGGGUAGGCAACUGUGUGGGGAAAAGAAACUACAGAUUUUUUUAUAUGUUUAUUUUAUCUCUGUCUUUUCUGACAGUCUUUAUAUUUGCAUUCGUUAUCACCCACGUCAUUCUUCGUUCACAGCAAACAGGAUUCCUAAAUGCCAUUAAGGACAGUCCUGCAAGUGUCCUGGAGGCUGUGGUGUGCUUCUUCUCUGUCUGGUCCAUCGUUGGCCUCUCAGGAUUCCACACCUACUUGAUCAGCUCCAACCAGACGACAAAUGAGGACAUUAAAGGAUCCUGGUCAAAUAAAAGAGGUAAAGAAAAUUACAAUCCCUACAGCUACGGAAAUAUCUUUACCAACUGCUGUGUUGCCCUGUGUGGGCCCAUCUCACCAAGCCUAAUUGACAGAAGAGGGUACAUCCAGCCCGACACACCGCAGCCAGCAGCACCCUCCAAUGGCAUCACGAUGUACGGGGCCACGCAGUCACAGAGUGACAUGUGCGACCAAGACCAGUGCAUUCAGAGCACCAAAUUCGUUUUGCAGGCCGCGGCCACGCCCCUGCUGCAGAGCGAGCCCAGCCUCACCAGCGACGAGCUGCACCUGCCCGGGAAGCCCAGCCUGGGCACACCCUGCGCCAGCCUCACACUGGGCCCGCCCACACCGCCCGCCUCCAUGCCCAACCUCGCCGAGGCCACGCUCGCGGACGUGAUGCCCCGGAAAGAUGAGCACAUGGGCCACCAGUUCCUGACGCCUGAUGAGGCGCCCUCGCCCCCCAGGCUGCUGGCGGCGGGCAGCCCUCUGGCGCACAGCCGCACCAUGCACGUGCUGGGCCUGGCCAGCCAGGACUCUCUGCACGAGGACUCUGUGCGCGGCCUGGUGAAGCUCAGCUCCGUGUGACCCGAGUGGCCCCGGGCCGGCGGGCACCAGAGGCUCCUCCACGGGCAGCGGGAGUGAGUGGAGGGGUGUGCCCCACAGCGACUUUCCCAGCCAAUGCUAUGGUGGAGAUGACAGCCCCAGGUCUGGGGUACAGAGACCACUUAGGAUGGCACAGGGCAGCUGGCCCCGGAUGCUGAGAGCUUGGUUUCAUUUGAAUUUUCUUCCCCAACCUGAGUGCUUUGACAACAAUGGAAAUAGAGAAGUGGCUGCUUUCUUUUGGUGACCCUCCAGGGGUGGAAUCGGAAUGUAUCUGCCCGCCCUUGUGACAGACACACAGAAGGCUUCUGAUGCUUGUGGCCAGACUGCAAUUGCACUUACGUGUUAUGCUACUAAUAUUUGAAACAGACCUGCCAUUCCAUUUGUUAAUUAAAAAAAAAAUCCUAAAGGGAAAAAACCGACCAGGUGUGGAUCUGCAUGCCACGCUGCCGUCUGUGUUACAGUGGUGUUGCUAUUUCCGAGGAAGUGCUGCUUUCUUUUUCUUUCAUUUUUUAAUUUUGUGAAUUUUUAAGUGCUGUUUUGUUGGAAGACAGUGCAACGAACCGAGACUAAUGGACAGUGUCAUCACUCAGCUUACUGGGCUGAGGCGUCUGUGGAGAGGUGGCACUGGGGCUGCAGAGGGCGGCUGGGGUUCCGUCGUGUCGGGUGUCACUUCACCUUCUGUUUGGCCACUCGAUGAGGUCUCGUGUUGAGGUAUUGUGUGGCGCCCCCCCACAGUCUUCACCUCCGUGUGUGAUGAAACUUCCCGUGGACAGCCAAUAAAAUGACGUCCUCUGUUA